Messenger RNA from Eleginops maclovinus (Patagonian blennie), 2853 nucleotides. RefSeq lists its product as uncharacterized. The record is from RefSeq and is a predicted model, not a curated record. Gene Ontology annotation, biological process: animal organ morphogenesis; tissue development; substrate adhesion-dependent cell spreading. NCBI's taxonomy places the organism in Eukaryota, Metazoa, Chordata, Actinopteri, Perciformes, Eleginopidae. Gene Ontology annotation, cellular component: basement membrane.
AACGAGGGGACGGAGCCUCCUCAUAACUGUCCUCAGGUUAUAAACAUCAUCAUUUGGUUACCAUGGCGACAGCUAAGUGAACAAUGACUCAGUAACCAUGAUGACCAAAGAUUGAAAGAACUGCUGCUGGUCAUGUUGGACCUCCUGACGGACUUCCUGUUUGAUUGAAGGUCCGCCAUGUCCCCCCCACUCCUCCCCGGGCUACUCCUCCUGCUGUCCCCCCUCCUCCUGCUGUCCCCCCCGGCCCUCACUCAGUUUGAUGUGUGUCGCUCUCUGCGGGCCUCGGAGGGGGGGGCGGGCUGGGAGCGGUUCCCAUGUCAGCCCCCCCCUACCAACAUGAAGGAGGUGAUGCAGAUCAGAGUUGACCCCCCCGGCAUCACCUGUGGAAACCCCCCCGAGAGAUUCUGCACGCUGGAGAAUCCAUACCUGUGCAGUGAUGAAUGCGACGCCUCCAGCCCUGACCUGUCUCACCCCCCCCAGCUGAUGGGCGACAGGGAGCGUGGGGGGCUUGUCACCUAUUGGCAGACGGUCACAUGGUCCAGGUUUCCUGAACCGCUAUUGGCCAACAUCACCUUGUCCUGGAACAAGAGCCUGGAGAUGGUGGACGACGUUGUGGUGACUUUCGAGUAUGGGAGGCCAACCAUCAUGGUGCUGGAGAAGUCCACUGACAGAGGUGUGUCCUGGCAGCCGUACCAGUUCUACGCUGACGACUGCCUCGAAGCCUUUGGCAUGGUGCCCAAACGCGUCGCAGAUUUAGCACCAAGCAACAUCACCCGGGUCAUUUGCACCGAGCAGUACUCACAGUGGGUCGGAGCCAAGGAGGAGAAGCUGGUGGUGUUCGAGGUCCGUUCUCGUUUCGGGGUGUUUGCGGGUCCGAAGCUGAUCAACAUGGACGCCCUGUGGACGCGCAUGGAGACGAUGCAGGGCCUCAGAGAGUUCUUCAGCUUCACCAACCUGAGGCUGCGGCUGCUGCGCCCGGCGCUGGGAGGAACCUACGUACAGAGGGACAACCUGCUGAAGUACUUCUAUGCCGUGUCCAACAUCGAUGUACCUGCCAGGUGUGUGUGUAACCUGCAUGCGUCUCAGUGUAUGUUACGUGAUGCAACACUGCAGUGUGACUGCGACCACAACACGAGUGGACAGGACUGUCAGCGCUGCAGCCAGGGGUUUGAAUCACGCGGCUGGAGACCGGGGUCAUACCUGCCGCUGCCCAGAGGCACAGCCAACCCUUGUGAAGCAUCACAAACUGCAGCUAUGACUCCGCCCUCUGACUCCACCUCCUCACCAGACAACACAGACUCCACCCUCUCUGGCACUGGUACUACAUUACCUUCUGAUGGGCCUACAACAUCAACAGGAGUAACACCACCACUAACAACAACAGCAUCUAUCCCAGACAUUCUUUGGGGUAAAGAUGGUGCUUCAUCGGGAGUAACAUCAUCCAUUGGGUUGGAUCCAACCAAUCAGUUCAAAGGAGUUCCAACCACUCAACAAGCAGGAGAAACGUCUUCCCCUGAAGAACCUCCUUCUGAUGUACCUCCGGAUCAACCUUCUCUUAAUGAACCUUUCCCUGAUGUUACUCUUGGUCUACCAACCUUUGAUGUACCACCUCCUGAUAUAUCUCCUGAUAUACCUUCUGAUGUACCUGCUGAUAUAUUUACUGAUGCACCACUUCUUGAUGGGUCUCCUGAUUUACCAACCUUUGAUGUACCAUCUCCUGAUGUGCAAACUCUUGAUGGAACUCCCAAUGUAACAUCUCUUGAUGUUCCCCCUGUGGAUGUUCCUUCUCCGAAUGUCCCUCCAGAAGUGCCCUCCUCUAGGACUCAAGAUAUGAUGAUAAAUGCACCUUCCCCUGAUGUAUCAACUCUUGAUGUUCCUUCUCCUGAUCUACCUCCUACAGAUGUAACACUUCCUGAUGUACUUCCUCCAGAUGUACCUUCUGAUGAUGUACCUCCUGCAGAUGUAGCGUCUGAUAAUGUUCCUCCUCCGGAUUUACCUCCGCUGGAUAUACUGCCUCCUAACGCUCCUUUAGAAUCGUUGUUGCCUCCCUCCGAAGGAGGAGGUGAUGCUGCACUAGAACCAAGCUCCCCCAUCACAGAGCCAUAUGACCCUGCAAGCGACUUGGCCCCAGUGGACUUCAGCUUUUCUCCUCCUAUUUCUGGACAAGGUUCUGGACCAGUGGCUGUGGAUGAUCCAGGGAACUUUCCAGAUGAUUAUCUUGUAUCUGUGGAUGAACCUGGAUCAAACCCAGUUGAUCCUGGAGUGGAUUCUGUUUCAGCAGGUCUAGAGACAAAGGAAGCCGGGGUUGGUGGAAUAGAAUCACUUGCACCAGAUUCCCUCGCAUCGGAUAACAUAAGUCCUGGUCCGGAUUCUAGAACUGAAUCUCCCAAAGCCAUAGCCGAUCUGGGAGGAGAUUCUUCGACUGCUCAGAUGGAAGGAAAGAAAGGAGGGGAUCCAGCUGCCGGUGGACCGACAGGAGGUCCAGAGUCAGAAGAGAAGAAAGACUCUGAAAAGGAUAAAUCCGCAGAGCAAAACCAGGAAAAAGUCACUGAGGCCAGAGAGGAAACAAAAGAGGAAACAAAAGAAGGAAAGGAGAGGAAGGAAAUAAAAGAGGACGCAAAAGAGGAGAAAGUCUACGAGACCAAAGCGACCCAGAAGAUUCUGAUCCCAGGAGGACCCAGGUUUAGCCAGCUGUCCAAAAUUGCCUACGUCACGUUCCAGGGUAAGACAACCAGACCCCCCUUUAAGGAGAACCCUUCCUUUUAGAAAUGCUAAAGAGACGCCUUCCCUCUCAAGAAACCACUCCCUGUCUCUCACCUGUCGGUCUUCCACUGUCUGUCUGUCUGUCUGUCU